AUCACAUAAAAGUCGAUUACAAUUUCAACUAAUACUCAUCAUAACGUCUCGAAAUGGUUUGCGCAAAGUGCCAGAAGAAAUCUUCUACUACCUCUCUGGCAACUCCAGAGGUCAAGAAGAAGAAUGACAUGUAUCUUGGUUCGCCAGCUGGAUCAUCAUCAUCUAAGGCUGGCACGAAGACCUCCGCCACCCUGGGGAAUAAUGGUAUAGGCAAGAGUAAAUUGUUGUCGAAAUCUGCUAGGAAUCCUUAUGCUACAUACUCGACAACUUGCACUGGUAAAGAAUGCAGCACCAAGGUUGACCAGGGAAGAAAGUAUUGUCUGAAGUGCUCAUACAAAGCCAACGCUUGCGCAAUGUGUGGAAAGUCGAAUGCAAAAACGUCAUCGGCUCCAGUUGUCGCUGGACAAAAAUUCAAUUUAAAGUGAGAAAUUGCGCAAGUGAAAGCUUGGGGUAAAUACUAGAAUGAAAUAUGUGGAGAUGGCGCCCGGAGUAUACGCAGGGUUUCUAAGACGAGCAAAGAAUGGCUUGCAGAUUUACUUGGUGAUUAUAUAUUGGCAGGAAGCAUUACAACUUUUAUUAUUGUUCAGAUGGAUAUUCAAGCUGAGGCACUCGAGAACAUAGGAUUAUACCGAUUGUGGAACAUGCAUUCCCACACCUCUUGGAGCACAUACCUGAUUACUACAUACACAUAAUAGACUACGAUUUCGAAUAUACAUUAAACGCACGAUAACCGACAUGUCAACAGUCAAAAUUCUGAUUUCACGAGAUAGCACUAGCCGAAUGAUACAAAUAGUUAUGAAAGGAAACUCUACGUUUAGAUCCAGAGAGGUGGACAACUGGCCCUAAUAAUAUAACUAUCUACAGAUGUACAAGUCUUUGUGGAGACCCCACACGUUUCUCCUAUAUUAGAUUUCUAGUGGCAGUUCCACGAGUAUUGAUAUAUAACGAUCAAACUGUCCCAAUCUGAAAUUUGACUCCAAUGUCACAUCAAUCUUAACUUUCCUAUCGAAUCGUGGAAUGAGUAUAGAUUUCACAUCCUCUGCUACAAUUCAUGUCAGCUUUGUGCCUAGAGAUCAGGUAUGCGAGGAAGGAAUACCAAGGCGACCGUUGAAAACGAGCUCCGAGCGUCGUUUGCAAGUGAAUGCCUUCGAGUUCACGUUGUAAACGACUUCCAUCACAACCGAGGAUGCAUUGUUUCGUCGCGUGUAGUCUCUCAUGGUGGUUGAUUGUGAUGUAUCGUGUUACGUGUUAUUGUCUCAGCGGUAUGUCUUUAAGUUUGGCAGAUGUGUUAAAUAUUCUGGUUGUAAGAUUUUAUAUCUACCUAUAUACGUCUUUGUCGGAUCGGAAUUCACAUUGGGUGAUUCGGAGGCUCAAACAAUUAAGAUAUGAGAAUAGUUGACCCGAAUGUGAU
Messenger RNA from Botrytis sinoallii, 1411 nucleotides. RefSeq lists its product as uncharacterized. The coding region runs from base 54 to 425 and encodes 123 amino acids. Gene Ontology annotation, biological process: cytoplasmic microtubule organization. The transcript is spliced from 3 exons. The record is from RefSeq and is a predicted model, not a curated record. Gene Ontology annotation, molecular function: microtubule binding. NCBI's taxonomy places the organism in Eukaryota, Fungi, Ascomycota, Leotiomycetes, Helotiales, Sclerotiniaceae.